GAUACGAGCCUGCCCGCAACCCACCAUGCAGACGUUCCACCACGCAAAGAUGGCUGUUCAGCCUUGUCCCUGCCGAGAGUCUACAACCUUUCAGGCCCUGGCCACCCUGCUUCUCGUGUGUCUCUGAAAAUGCGGUGACGGCCGGCGGGUUUGACUUGAUUCUACGGAAUGAACACCUACGAUUUAUCAUUAAUCAGCUUGUGCUAUAUCAACUCGGACUUGCGUAUUCGCGGGCAUCAUGCCGCCCGAAAUCUCUCAUGAAUCACCAGAUAAUAACUCGCGGGGGGAUUAUAGCAACUUAGUUGUUCCCGCGUCAUCUGGUGUCCCGACAGCAUCACGGCCAACAGUGACAACUGCCAAUACUCGAGACGCAAACGCUGCACAACAAUGGCCCCAAUAUCGUAACCUUUUCCCUGCUGAGAAGCUCAGGGCGAUCAUUUUCCACCAUAAAAUCGCGUCAAGGGUCUCUGGAGAAAUAAAUUGCUGGACCUAUAUCUCUGCGGGCCUGACCACGGUCGGCCAGAAAGAGGUAAUUAUCACAAUCCAACGCAGAGUCAAGACUGAAGGCGAGGGAGACUUUCCCAGAGAUCCUCUGAGAUGGUUCGAAUCAUUAUAUGCAUUCGCAAAGCUCGGUGAUGUGGUACAUGAAUAUCAGCAUACAGGUGUUCACGUCCCGAACUUUCUGGGUCGCCCAGACGUUAAACGGAUUGUCCUUUGUGACUUUCAUCCUAUCGACAACAUUCCCGCAUCAUAUUUUCCUGCCGAAUGCCUACAGGCUAUUCCGCUAACAGAGCCAGAGGACGCUGUUUCUCGACGAUAUGGUGUCUCGAGAGUUCUUAGCCACCUAGGUGCUUCACAUCGGUGGUUCCCAUUCCCGCCUUGGUUCAGUCGGGAUCGCGGAUCAUGUAUCAAGCUGGCCGAUAUGGAAGGAAGCGUGAAAGACAAAUUCCAUUGCGUUACUGUUCGUGGCGUAAGUGCCGUGAAGAGAGGCCCCGAUGUCACGCUUCACGUAUCGAAAGAAGCAGCCCCCCUCUUACGGGCAGCUCUAGCGACCACCAAUGCGGAUGAGUCCUUUUCCAUAAACACUGUUCCCUUCAAAGAUGCGGAUUCAGGCCUUUUGUGGAGCAAUAAAAUUGGGACCAUGCAGCCCCAGGCAUACGCUGCCGGAAAUUCAACCACUACCAUGAACUUGACUUUUCUCACAUUCUGUCUAAGUCAAGAGAGGUGCAGACUAGAGUUAGUCGAAGAUGGAUAUUCCCACAGAGUCGAUAAAGAAACUUGGGCGCGGCACCGUAACUCUAUUGAAACCUCAGCAGAAUUUUCCAUCACGCUCGGAACUGGUGGACGAUUCUCCAUUGAAUUUGAGCGCGUUGAGAAAAAGAGUAGCACCACGAAUACGCGGCCUCCAGCAUCUGCCUCGACGUUUCAGCCACCACCCGGAUUCACCCUCUACACACCUCAAGAUCCAACUUCAGCCCCCCGACCGAACCACAUUGACUGUGACCAUAUCGUUCUGCUUGACGAAAACGUCACAUCUACGGACGACAUCCAGCAGCUCGCUAAGUAUAUCAAAACCAUUACCGACACGUUAGAUGAGAUCGUUCCCAAGACAGUUCCUCUUAGUGCUCAAGGAGGAGGUCAGUUAAUGAUUGAAGCUGAUAUAGGCGGACCGGGCCGGCGGGAUCCUCUUAGUCGGGAGUGGCUGUCAUGCAAAUUCGCGCCCCAGACACUAUCAGCUCUGCCCCUAGAUGUGAUGUAUCGUCGAUUGUCAAGAAUAGAACGACCGGAUAUUCAACCUAGGACGAAAUUCCAGAUUGUGUUUAACGUGUGGGGAUUCGAAGGUGGACAGGGUUCUGGAAGCACAUAGGUGUAAAUGCCGUGGUUAGCGCUCGUCAGCUACAUGCCUUGCUUCAUUUAAUUUGUCAUCUUCUGCUUCUGUCCAGCAUAGUCGCAUUGAAUAACCCGAAUGUCAGUGUUCACACUGCUAAGACGCUGCUGCCUCCGCUCCUGCGCCUUUGGGAAAUCUAGAUAAAUAUAAUCCACCAACAAAAGCAUCUCCGUAUUUGCUGUGGUACCAUCAGCUGCCGCUGCCGCUGCGGGAGAUUGCUGCGGCAUUGACUCUCG
Molecule: messenger RNA, 2124 nt
Organism: Coccidioides posadasii C735 delta SOWgp
Lineage: Eukaryota; Fungi; Ascomycota; Eurotiomycetes; Onygenales; Onygenaceae
Source: RefSeq, a predicted model, not a curated record